This is a messenger RNA of Aspergillus uvarum CBS 121591, 7772 nucleotides long. RefSeq names its product type I polyketide synthase. Gene Ontology annotation, molecular function: 3-oxoacyl-[acyl-carrier-protein] synthase activity; fatty acid synthase activity; oxidoreductase activity. The record is from RefSeq and is a predicted model, not a curated record. Gene Ontology annotation, biological process: secondary metabolite biosynthetic process; fatty acid biosynthetic process. The transcript is spliced from 15 exons. NCBI's taxonomy places the organism in Eukaryota, Fungi, Ascomycota, Eurotiomycetes, Eurotiales, Aspergillaceae. Bases 1 to 7668 code for a protein of 2555 amino acids.
AUGGCGCAAACAGUAGAAAUAGAGCCUCUGACACCGCUAGCGAUUGUUGGACUGUCCUUCAAAUUGCCCCAAGAUGCCGUCACCCCGGAGUCCUUCUGGCAGAUGCUCGUGGAGAGACGAUGCGCCACUGCAGAGUUUCCACCAGAUCGACUGAACAUCGACACGCACCACCGCGCAGACACUGAUCACCUCGAUGCGCUGUCCAUGCGCGGAGCGCAUUUCCUGGCGGAGGAUCUCAGCCGCUUCGAUGCGCCGUUCUUCUCCAUCACUGCCGCUGAGGCGGAGGCGAUGGAGCCGCCGCAGCGGUUGAUCCUCGAGGCCGCGUUCCGGGCGCUAGAGAACGCGGGGAUUCCGUUGCAGCGCAUCGCGAAGUCCCGGACUGCGGUGUUUGCGGGCUCGUCCGGCCAUGACUGGUUAAUGUUGCGGGCGAAGGAUCCCCUGCACCAGCAUAAAUACGAUAUCACGGGGACGACAGGCAAUAUGCUCGCCAACCGCGUUAGUUGGUUCUUUGACCUGACCGGACCGAGUGCGACCGUCGACACGGCCUGUUCGAGUAGUUUGAUGGCCAUCGAUAUGACGUGUCAGUCGAUCUGGAGUGGCCAGGCAACGAUGGGCAUGGCGAUUGGAAGCAACCUCCUUCUGGCAGCCGAGGUAACGCAGAUGAUGGAUAAUCUGGGUUUGCUGUCGAAGGACAGUCGGUGCUUCAGUUUUGACGAUCGUGCUAAUGGGUACUCGCGCGGCGAAGGUGUGGGGGUGCUGAUCAUCAAGACCGUGGAGGACGCCGUGCGCGACGGAGACGUCAUUCGAGCAGUGAUCCGAUCCUCAGCUUCGAACCAGGAUGGUAAGACACCGGGCAUCACCCAGCCCAGCGCGGAGAUGCAGGCAGCGUUGAUUCGCGAGACCUACGUCAAUGCAGGACUGGAUAUUGGGCAGACGCGGUAUUUUGAAGCGCAUGGGACUGGCACCGCCGUGGGCGAUCCCAUCGAGACCAGGGCUAUUGGCUCCGUCUUCCGACUGCAUCGCUCGCUGGACGAGCCGUUGUACAUAGGAUCCGUGAAGUCGAAUAUCGGCCAUCUCGAGGGAGCAAGUGGUAUCGCCGGAAUGAUCAAAGUCAUCCUGGCGCUGGAAAAGGGUAUCAUUCCGCCGAACAGUAAGAAUCUACAGACCCUGAACCCGCGAAUAGAUGACGAAUUCUGGAAUGUCAAGUUUCCUCAAGAAGCCCUACCGUGGCCAACGGGCGAAGUGCGACGUGCUUCCAUCAGCUCCUUUGGCUAUGGAGGCUCAAAUACACACAUCGUCCUAGAUGACGCCUAUCACUUCCUUCAACUCAACCAACUGGAAGGGAACCAUAGCACUAUGCCACCGCCGGCCUCAGCGCGCAGCAAGGGCACGACUCAGAGCGAGGUCCACCACCAAGUAUCAAACGGCACCAAUGGAGUUGCGAAGUCUGUGACUGAUGCGCCAAAGCUCCUCGUCUGGUCUGCGGGUGAUGAAGCGGGUAUCCCGCGCCUUCAAGAAGUUUGGGGUUCAUUCUUCUCCAAAUCAGCCGAGUAUAAGCCUUCCUUCCUCAAAAGCCUAGCACAUACCCUGGCCUCACGACGAACUCACCUACCGUGGCGAACCUUUGCCGUGGCAUGGCCGUCGGAUGACCUCAAAGCAGUCGUUGAGCGCUUCUCCGGGGCCGUUCAAUCGCGGGCAUCGCCAAACCUUGCCAUGAUCUUCUCAGGGCAAGGAGCGCAGUGGCAUGGGAUGGGACGCGAGCUACUCCGUACCUUUCCUGCAUUCCGUCAAAGCAUCGAAGAAGCCGGGAUAUAUCUCCGAAGUCUGGGAUGUGAAUGGAAUCCCGUUGAUGAGCUGCGACGAAGUGAGAGCGAGUCGAACGUCAACCGUACUGAGUACAGUCAGAUUUUGUGCACGAUUCUCCAGGUAGCUCUGGUCGACCUGCUGCGUUCAUUCAAUAUUGUUCCCAAAGCCGUACUCGGGCACUCUUCUGGUGAGGUUGCUGCGGCGUACUGUUCCCGCGCGAUCUCCCGCCGCUCAGCCUGGAAGGUCUCGUACUUCCGAGGCAACAUGAGCAGUUGGUUGGAGAAAAACGCACAGAUGAAAGGUUCCAUGUUGGCUGUCGCCCUCUCCGAGAAGGAGGUGUUGCCGUACAUCGAAGAAGUCAGCGCCGAGUUUGAGGUUACACGACUGACCGUUGGCUGCAUAAACAGUUCCAAGAGCGUGACCGUCUCUGGUGAAGGGGUUCAACUUGACGCACUCAAGGCUCGACUAGACCUGGACAAGAUCUUCUGCCGCAGGCUCAAGGUCAAUUUGGCCUACCACUCUGCCCAGAUGAAGGAAAUCGCGGCCCAGUAUCUCGAAGCUCUGGGCGAGCUGGAAGGUGACCCUUCAGAGCCGCACACCCGGCCUCAGAUGAUCUCAUCCAUCACCGGCGAGUGGAUCGACCCCGACGAGCCGCGUCAGGCUUCUCACUGGGUCAGGAAUAUGAUAUCGCCGGUGCGCUUCUCUGAUGGACUCGCCACGCUCUGCUCCGCCUCGUCCAACCCCACGAAUGCGCUAGACGGCAGUCACCGACGCAAAUGCAAGGUCGAUCACCUCCUGGAGAUCGGGCCUCAUUCAGUCCUGCAAGGUGCCUGCAAGGAUAUCCUGAGAGACAUCGGCAAGAGCUCAUCCAUCAAAUACCUAUCCUUGCUGGUGCGUAACAUGUCCGCUGAGGAUACCGCUUUUUCGGUUUUUGGUGAUCUGUAUACCGCAGGAUAUCCCAUCGACUUGGCCCUGGUCAACCAGGAUGAUUCCACAUGUCGAACUCUGCCAGAUCUGCCUGAAUACCCCUUCAACCACGAUAAGGUCUACUGGUACGAGAGCAGGAUAAGCAAGGGUCACCGUCUGCGACAGUUCGCCCGGAACGACCUCUUAGGGUUGGCGGAUCAGAACCAGAACCCGCUGCAAGCGCGAUGGAGGAACAUCAUCCGAGUGUCCGAGAUGCCCUGGGUCCAGGACCACAAGAUUAACGGAACGAUUCUCUACCCUGGAGCUGGAAUGGUGGUCAUGGCCAUCGAGGCAGCCAAGCAGCUGGCGGAUCCAAGCAGGCCGAUCUCCGGCUUCAAUGUCCGAGAUGUCGCCUUCCGCGCGGCCAUUCGGGUGCCGGAGGGGGCUCACGGCAUUGAGACCAAUUUUCAUCUCCGGCCUGCCAAGAAUAUGGAGUCGAAACGGUCUGGCUGGUUUGACUUCAAUGUCUGCACGUUCGAGAACGAGGUCUGGACAGAUAACUGCACGGGCUCUAUCCAGGUUGUUUAUGGCGAUAAGGAAGAGGAGAUGGAGAAAGCACUCGCAGUCGAACUGCAGGCCGCUCGGCGGGACGCUUACUCGGCGGCAGCACAAACAUCUAGACUGACGAUGGGGGGCGAGAAGCUGUAUCAUACAUUGGAGGAAUCAGGCUAUGGCUACGGUCCAGCUUUCCAACUGGUCAAAGAGCUCUGCCAGGGCAAAGCGGAGGCAGAGGUAACUGCUCUGGUCCAGAACUUCUCGACGUCCUUGGGAGAGACGAUCCACCCCACAACAUUGGACGCCAUCCUUCAAACGGCCAUCUGGGCAGCAGUGCCCUCGGAAACGGACAGGAUCCCGACUGCGGUGCCGACCUACGUUGAGACGUUAUGGGUCAAUAGCCAUGCGCUGUCAUCCACGAUGCUCAAGGUUCAUGGCACAUGCUCCGAUGUGUCGCAAUUCAUUGGCCCAUCAUCAAACAUCGUUGUGCUUGACGACAACUUGCAAAAGACCUUAGUGUCCGUUACUGGGUUGCGGAUGAACAUCGUUGACACAUCAGGUCUCAAUGACAGGGUCGAUGAGUCUGCAGACAGCCUCUGCCAUCAAAUCGAGUGGAAGCCAGACUUGGAAUUGCUAAGCAAUGCGGAGAUUACCAAUUUAUGCAGUACUGUAUCUGCUGGUGCGAUCGACCACGAAAGGUUCUAUAAAGACCUGGAUGUCCUGCUCGCAGCACGAGGGAAAGAAACGCUCUCUGCCUUGGUAAAGACAGGGUUCCAGUCAACAGAUCCGAAGAUCAAGAAAUACCACACCUGGCUAAUCCAUCACCAGCAAACGGUCUCUGAUGAUGUUGCGAGCCAAUUGACCGAUCCAUCGUAUCUUGAGGAGGCUGAGAAUCGAAUCCUAGGCAGCAAACAGGGUUAUUUGUACGCCAUAGUUGCUCGCAAUCUAACAAAUCUUCUGACUGGGGAGCUGGAUCCGUCCAGUCUGCUUGAAAAAGAUAUGCUGAAGGCAGCAUAUCAAGAACACGUCGCUGAAUCGCACGGCAUUCGGGGCCUGGGUAAAUAUCUUGAUCUUCUGGCUCAUCGCUUUCCCAAGAUGAAGAUUCUGGAGUUAGGGGGAGAUGCUGGAUUUGUAACGGAAAUUAUUCUGGCUACAUUGGGAGGGGGCGCAAGUGAUAGGCGAUACGCACACUUGGACUUCACUGAUGUGUCGCCUGAAAGCAUAUCUACGGCCAAAGAGAGGUUCGCCUCGGAAGCAGAGCAUAUGGGAUUCAACGUGCUCGACAUUGAGCAAGACCCAGCCAUGCAAGGUAUUGAGUGUGGCACGUAUGAUGUGGUCGUGGCCUCAAUGGUCUUUCAUAAAACAGCAUGUUUCAGAAAGGCGUUGCAGAAUGCGCGGAGGCUGCUAAAACCAGAUGGCAAGCUAGUUGUGUACGAAGGAGUCGUUCCUGAGUGCCGGUCGACAUUUGUGUCCGGUCUAUUUGAGCAAUGGUGGCAAGAUUCAGAGCCCCAUUGCAACACAUCCCGGUACGUUGACGAAGGUCAGUGGGAUGAAAUCCUCCGACGAACUGGAUAUUCUGGGGUGGAUGUCUCGUUACCCGACUUCGAAAGCGAGCUUUCGCAUGAAUGCAGCUUGAUGAUUUCGACAGCUGUCGAAAACAAGCACGAAAUGCGCGCUGUGGCAGAGAUCGAAGUCGUGUACGAUUCUACAAAACCUGACCAGGAACACCUGGCACAUGCCAUUACCAAACAAUGCGAGAAUAUUGGAUGCACGCACGUUCGAAGCGUCUCGCUUGAGGAAACCAUAGGCCAUCAAAGCGACACCGAAUCGCUUCAAGUUUUCGUCAUCGAGCUUCAGUGUCCGGUGUGGACAGACAUCCAACCUGAGCUGUAUGAAAAGCUUCAGAGUUAUCUUUCAUCGACAUCUCAGGUGCUGUGGGUCAACCAAGGAGGGGGUGUCUUGCCAGCCAAGCCGCAUUUCCGUCUAGUUGAAGGAUUGUUCCGCGUCUUGAUGGAAGAGGAUGGCCGACGCAAUCUGCACCUUCUUUGCUUGGAGCCCGAAAAACCAUUGAGCCAAGUGGCGCAGCAUGUUGCGAAACUAGCUCGCUUUUUGGCUUCGCCAGCUGCAAAGGGUGCGGAUACAGAGUAUGUUGAACAAAGCGAUAUGCUGCACAUUCCUCGUAUAGUGACGCCCGCGCAACUCAACGAAACGGUAUCACGCAAAGCCAGCUCUCAGCAGCGCGGAAUGCAGAAGUUUGGCUGCCAGGUUCCCUUGCAGCUAGACGCUACUUCCCCUGGGCUAAUCAGUGGCUUCCAGUUCCUGGAAGAUACCACAGCAUACCGACCGCUCAAGUCCGAUGAGAUUGAGAUACAGGUCAAGUGCGCAGGUGUGAACUUCCGCGACGUGCUAAUUGCUGUAGGCCAGUUGAAGGCCACACACACUGGCUCCGAAUGCUCAGGGAUUGUCAGUCGUGUGGGCGAAGCUGUCUCCAAGUUCCGGGUCGGAGAUGCAGUUGCUGCCCUGGGCGACGGAUGUUUUGCGACCUCAAUCCGCGUUCACGAGGAUGGGCCCGUGGUGCACAUUCCCCGGGGUAUCUCUUUCCAAGAGGCUGCGGCGGUUCCAGUAAACUACGCCACCGCAUACGUAGCUUUGCACAAUGUUGCGCGCAUCCAAGUCGGCGAAUCUGUCUUGAUCCACUCGGGCACUGGCGGCACGGGGCAAGCGGCGAUUCAGAUCGCGAAGAAUGCGGGGGCUAUAAUCUUUGCGACGGUCGGCUCUCAGAGCAAGAAGCAAUUUCUCAUCGACAAUUAUCAAAUCCCAGAGACACACAUCUUCUCCAGCCGCACCACUAUGUUCGCGCAAGCAAUCAAGCACCGCACGGGCGGCAAAGGUGUGGAUAUCAUUCUAAACUCGCUGGCCGGGGAGAGUCUACUGGCCUCAUGGGAAUGCAUGGCGCCGUAUGGCAGGUUUCUGGAGAUCGGCAAGCGGGACAUACUGUCUAACCAGAGACUGCCUAUGUCUCAAUUUCUUCGUAAUGUGACCUACAGCGGCGUGGACCUCGCCGCCAUGUCGGUGGAGAGACCCGAAGUAUGUGCCGCUGCUCUUGGCAAGAUCUUCGCGUCCGUGCAGCAAGGAUCGCUACACCCAUCGCAGCCCAUCCAUCAACACGGGGUGGGAGAGAUCGAGAAAGCCUUCCGGAUCAUGCAGGGCGGACAGCAUGUCGGUAAAAUGGUGUUGGACAUGCGCUCCGAGGACAAAGUGCUGACAGUUUUGGAAACAAAGCCAACGUACGCUUUGAAUUCCGACUCUACGUUUGUUAUCUGCGGGGGCUUGGGAGGGCUGGGAAGCAACAUUGCCCAUUGGUUCGCGGAUCGAGGGGCUCGCCACCUUCUGUUGCUGUCACGCUCUGGAGGACAGAAUGAGAGAGGCCGUGUGCUCGUAGAGCAACUGCAAAGGCGAGGCGUACAGGUCCUAGCCCCAGCUUGUGAUGUUUCAAAUGAAGUGCCGCUGCAGAACACCCUCCAGCUGUGCAAGUCUCAGAUGCCUCCAAUCCGAGGAUGUCUCAACGCGGCCAUGGUGUUGCGAGACGCGUUGUUCGAGAACAUUUCUCAUCAAGCGUGGCACGAGUCCCUUGCACCCAAAGUGCAAGGGUCAUGGAACCUCCACUGUCACCUUCCGCGGGGCCUGGACUUCUUCAUCAUGUUAUCCUCCAUUUCAGGGAUUGUUGGAACCACGGGGCAAGCCAACUACGCGGCGGGCAACGCCUUCCAGGAUGCGCUGGCCCGGCAUCGUGUGGCGCUUGGGGAGAAAGCGACUGCGCUGGAUCUGGGAGUGUUCGACUUUGCCGGUGCAGUGGCUGAGGAUGCGCAGCUGCGGGAUAUGUUGAUCGCAAGUAUGGGGCUGGAACCGGUGACUGAACCUCAACUUCAUGCGCUGUUGGAUUAUUACUGUGAUCCUCAGGUCCGUCUCGACAAGGCCUCCGACUGCCAAGUCACCGUGGGACUGUCUCCAAAUGCGACGCAGGCGACGUGGCUGAAGAAGCCCAUGUUUAGGCAUCUCACGGGCCACGAACGAGCGGGGGGCAGUGCGGGCGCGAGCGACUCGAUCGCAGGUGCGUUGCAACGGGCGGAGUCGCUGGCCAGCGCUCAUGCGGUGGCCAUGGCAGCUAUCGCGGAGAAGCUGUCAAAAGCGCUGUCGAUUGCGGCGACGGACAUGGAUGCGAGCAAGCCGUUACAUCAGUAUGGGGUGGACUCGCUGGUGGCGGUCGAGCUGCGGAGCUGGUUUGCGAAGGAGUUGCAAGCGGAGAUGGCGGUAUUCGACAUCUUGGGCGGGGCGACGUUGACCUCGGUGGCUCAAAUGGCCACGAGUAGGAGCAAGCUGUACCAGGAAUCGUGGUUGUAGAUGAAGAAGAAGAUGAUGAUGAUGAUGAUGAUGAUGAUGAUGAUGAUGAUGAUGAUGAUGAUGAUGAUGAUGAUGAUGAUGAUGAUGAUGAUGAUGAUGAUGAU